AUGCCGCAGCUAACACUUCCCGGUGAAAAACCGCAUGCCUUUCAGAACGAGGAAGAUAUUCAACCCAUCGCAACCCCGAUUCCCAUCAGCAGUGGUACACCCCGCCCAUGGGUUAUACAUCAAGGAGCUACACCCGGCGGCAGCGGAGAGAAAGUCACGUUGCGGUCCGUCUCCGAAAUACCUCAGAAAUACCAGUGUGUCUUCAGUGAGUUUGCCUACUUCAACAUCGUUCAGUCGAAAGUCCUUGACAGUGUCCUGUAUACUGACCAACCCUUGGUUCUCUGCGCACCCACUGGAUCAGGGAAGACGGUUGUAUUUGAGCUUGCCAUUGUGCGCUUGUUGCUGCGCAUGGAAGCAAGUGGUCCCAUUACCAACGGCAAGGUGGUCUACAUGGCCCCCGUCAAAGCACUCUGCAGUGAACGAUGCGCCGACUGGAGCGCCAAGUUUGGUCCUCUGGGCUUGCAGUGUACCGAGCUCACCGGGGACACACUCACCGACGAGUACUACGCACUACAGUCUGCCCACGUCGUGCUUACCACGCCCGAGAAAUGGGACAGCAUGACCAGACGAUGGAAAGACAACAGGUCGUUAGUGAAACUCGUAAGGCUGUUCCUCGUUGAUGAGGUGCAUCUUCUUAAUGACGCAAGCCGAGGCGCCACCAUGGAGGCCGUUGUUACAAGGAUGAAGACAGUGCGUAGCGCCAUCUACAGGGAAUCAGAGUCGCAAACGUCUUCAGCAGCUGGAUUGAGAUUCAUCGCUGUUUCGGCAACGAUUCCAAACGCAGAGGAUAUCGCAGAAUGGCUUGGAUCAGACGACAGCACAGCAAUCAGUUACAAGAUGGGCGAGGAGGUGCGGCCCGUGAAGCUCACGAAACACGUGCUGGGCUUCCCCUGCAUCGAGUCGUGGUCGGAGUUCAGGUUCGAUCUGUCUCUCAACUACAAGCUGCUGCGAAUCAUCCAGAAGUACUCCGAUGGAAAGCCGACGCUGGUGCAGGUGGAGAGAAAGCUACAGGACAUCUGCAUGUCGGUGUUGCGCUCGCUGGCCGACUGUCGUCUCGUCGACAUGGAUGACGACGCCUUCGCUCUGAAGUCGACAGAGUCGGGAAGGCUGAUGGCCCGGUAUUACGUUGCAUUCGAGACAAUGGCGAGUUUCCAUGGCUUCACCGGUAGAUUCGGCCUAGAGGACUUGGUGAGGGCGGUCGCUGGAUGUCAGGAGUUCCGGGACAUACAGCUACGUGCGAACGAAAAGAGAGCACUGAACAACCUCAACCAGCACAAGACGGAUCUGUGUAUCAGGUGCGUGAUCUGUGUGUAUCAGUCUAUACGGGGUAUCACUCAGCAGUGUGAGGACGAUCACUGCUGUUGCCUGGCAGGUAUGGUUGAGUUCCUUCUCACUCAGCCGUGUGACGACCCUGAUUGCUGUUGUCUUGCAGGUAUGGUUGAGUUCCUUCUCACUCAGCCGUGUGAGGACGCGCUGCACACUUUCUACUGUGCCGUACUGCUCGACAAAUCUCUGCGAGCCAAGCUGUGGGAGAACUCGAAGCACGUAGCCAGACAGCUAGAGAAGAUAGGACCUACGCUCAGCAAUCAUCUGGUCAAUGCAGGAAUCACGAGCUUCGAAAAAAUAUCGGCAACGAAUCCCCGAGAACUGGAGAUGGUGGUGAACAGGCAUCCGCCGUUUGGUAGCAUCGUCAAGGAAGCCGUUUCUCUUCUACCAAAAUACGAACUCAGCGUUGACCAGGUAUUAUCACAGAAUUCUGGGAUACCAAUUUUGCAAAUAUACCUUUGUGACUCUGAAAUCAAGAACAUUUCGGAGCCACAAAGAUACAAACUGGAAACAUGGUAA
Messenger RNA from Priapulus caudatus, 1845 nucleotides. RefSeq names its product probable ATP-dependent DNA helicase HFM1. The record is from RefSeq and is a predicted model, not a curated record. Gene Ontology annotation, molecular function: ATP binding; nucleic acid binding. Bases 1 to 1845 code for a protein of 614 amino acids. The transcript is spliced from 18 exons. Lineage: Eukaryota; Metazoa; Priapulida; Priapulimorpha; Priapulimorphida; Priapulidae.